This is a messenger RNA of Culicoides brevitarsis, 596 nucleotides long. RefSeq names its product ras-like GTP-binding protein RhoL. The transcript has 3 exons. The record is from RefSeq and is a predicted model, not a curated record. Gene Ontology annotation, molecular function: GTPase activity; GTP binding. NCBI's taxonomy places the organism in Eukaryota, Metazoa, Arthropoda, Insecta, Diptera, Ceratopogonidae. Bases 78 to 596 code for a protein of 172 amino acids. Gene Ontology annotation, biological process: small GTPase-mediated signal transduction.
UCUUAUAAAAUUAUGACUUUUCCUUGCAUUUCAUUCAUUUUGUUCAGAAAAUUCUAAAAAUAAACACUUAAGAAGUCAUGAAACAAUUAAAAAUCGUCUCAGUUGGGAAUCGAGUUGGAAAAACUUGCCUCCAUUUCACCACUAUUCACGGAAAUUUUCCCGAUGCUUACGAAUUAGCAGUUUAUUACAACAAUAAUUAUUCCAUGACCCAAACCGUCGACAACAAAGAAUAUCACUUGCAAGUUUGGGAUGUUCCGUGUCAAGAUGACUCUGAUGACAUUCGUCCUGCUUCCUUGCCUGAUGCGGAUUGCAUUUUAAUCUGUUACUCAAUCGAGAAUCGAGCUUCCUUCGAGAACAUUUUGACGAAAUGGUAUCCGGAAAUGAAGUUUUUUGCACCAGAUGCGCCCAUUAUUCUCGUUGGAAUGAAAGCAGAUUUGCGAGAUCCGAAAUCAGGUGACUUCGUAACAACUGAAGAAGGCAAAAAGAUGAAGGAGAAAAUUGGGGCAUUUGCAUUUGUGGAAUGUUCGGCGAUGAAAAAAAUUAAUCUGGAUGAGGUUUAUUGUCAAGCGGUGCGUGCUGUGGAAGAGAAAAAGUAA